AAACCAAACCCGAAUGGACACCCCUCGUUCUAACAAUCUCCAUUCCAUCUCAUAACCUCCCCUGUUUGCAUCUGUUUUGGUGGGCGAUUUGCAGGCUGAACCUCGACGCUAAUGGAGCUCUCGUGGGCUUCCUUCUUGCAAUAAAUAGAUAGAAAGAAGGGGCCAACUUCAAUCAAAUACAGCGAAGCAUUGAAAAGAGACGAGUUAAAAAAGAAAGAAAGUCCCCACUCACUCUGUUUCUCUGACACAAGUGCCCGUGAAGCCCUGCUCCAUCAGCAUAAAUACCAUUCCCCAUUUCACUCAAAUCUUUAGUCUCUUCCAAUCGAAGUCACAGACUCGCCCAAUGCUUUUUACAGACCUCCAUCAUCGUUAUCAUCAUCUUCAUCAUCAUGAUGAUUUCCCAAUUUCAACGGCCCUGAUUCCUUCACCUUCCCCCUCUACCCUCUAUCUCCUUCCUGCUUUAAGACUUCAGUUAGCUCAGCUCUAAAGGAGGAAAAAAGGCUCCAACUUUCAAACUAUCCUCUCAAAAAUCUCCAAAUGGGCAUCUUCCAAUUCUCCCCAGCUCCUCUGUUUCGACUCCUUCUUCUGCUUCUCUCUGUCUCUCCCCUGUUUCUCCCGGGCAUCAAUGGAAAGACACACUGGGGAGAUACAUUAGUUUUGAAGCAGCUGAAAGCCAGUAUUGACCCAAGCUCUGUCACUCCAGGCUCCUGCUUAAGCUCCUGGGAUUUCUCCUCCGACCCCUGCGACUCCCUCUUCAGCGACCGCUUCACCUGCGGCUUCCGCUGCGACAUCGCUGAUGUCGCCGGCGUCAGCCGGGUUACCGAGCUCGCCCUCGACCAGGCCGGUUACUCCUCCGAUUCCCUCGACUCUGUCUCGUGGAACAGAUUGCCUUACCUCCAAACCCUCGACCUCUCCAACAAUUACUUCCAUGGCCCGUUACCCAGCAGCUCGCUCUCCAACCUCACUCGCCUGACCCGGCUCGGCCUCUCGGGUAAUUUCUUCUCCGGCGAGAUACCCGCUUCCUCAAUCGCCUCCCUGACCGGCCUCGAAGAGCUCUACCUCGACCACAACAAUCUCCAGGGAGGAAUCCCUCCCGAAUUCAACGCCCUCGUAGGAUUAAAAAGGCUCGAACUCCAAUCCAACAAUCUCUCCGGUGAGUUCCCCGAGCUGGGUUCUCUCAAAACCCUCUACUUUCUCGAUGCCAGCGACAACCCCGGGAUAAUCGGGAAUUUCCCCGCAAUUUUGCCUCCCAAUUUGGUCCAAAUCUCAAUGAGGAACAACUCGAUUGAAGGGAAAUUGCUCCCCCAGAGCUUCCAAACCCUAACUUACCUCCAAGUCCUGGAUCUGAGCCACAAUCGACUCACCGACUCUGUCCCUCUAAUCCUCUUCAACAGCCCUUCCCUCCAGCAGGUCACUCUGUCCCACAACUCCUUCUCCUCCAUCGAAUCCCCGCCCACCCUCGCAACCCUUCUGCAGAGCGAGCUUAUCGCCGUCGAUCUCAGCAACAACGACCUCCGCGGCUUCCUGCCGUCGUUCAUGGCGAUGAUGCCAAAGCUCUCAGCUUUAUCACUCGAAAACAACAGAUUCACGGGCAUGAUACCGACCCAGUACGCCGUGAAGGCCGUUCUCCCCGGAGCCGGCGUUUCCCCCUUCGCGAGGCUGCUGCUGGGAGGGAAUUACCUGUUCGGACCCAUCCCGGGUCCGCUGAUGGGGCUCCGACCCGGUUCGUCGAACGUGAGCCUGCACGAUAACUGCCUCUACCGCUGCCCGGCGGCGCUGUUCUUCUGCCAGGGCGGCGACCAGAAAUCGCUGGUGGAAUGUAGGAAUUUCAGCCCUGUAAAGGAGGGAGAUUAAAAAUUAAGAAUGGAAUUGGGGCUCCCUCCCAAUUGUUGUACAUUUCUGUCGGGUCUCCUCUGUUUUCUUGCUAAUUGUAGGCUUUGUACUGUAUUAUUCUUUUUUUUUUAAAUUAAUUAUUUUGUUUUUGUUUUGUAAUGUUUGGACGGUUGAGAUUCGAGCUUGGUAGUGCGGGCCUCAUGCUUCUUUUUCCCUGAUUAAGUGAUUAUCGUUUUCCUGAAUUAGUAGGCCCUAGGCUUUGCUGGAUCUCUGACAGGCUCAAUUUUAGGACCACGAGCACGGAGUGGGCCGUUGUGUUGCAGGACAUGGAGGUCUUGGCCCACUGAGUUCUGCUGUGGGCUCAAUUCCCACCACCAAGAUAGACACAAGGUUGUCAGCCCGGUUUAGCGUUGAUUCGGUCGAGCAUGUGGGUUGGUCUCAUAUGAUGGCAUGGGGCGAGGUUGGGGUGGAUUAUCCUAAACUAUGUCUUUCCAAUUUCGAAAUAUCCAAAUGCAUUCCCGCUCCAUACUCAUGCAUGGAGGUUUAGCAAUCUCAUCCCCAUACACGUGGUUUUUGGGUAUCCGUGGUUAAUUUUUCGCCCUACAUAUAUAACUAGAAUUCAACAAAUAGAUAUUUAAUUAUAACACAAAACAGACCUAAUAAAUCACGAAAUCACAA
This is a messenger RNA of Linum trigynum, 2511 nucleotides long. The record is from the annotation of a GenBank genome assembly. Lineage: Eukaryota; Viridiplantae; Streptophyta; Magnoliopsida; Malpighiales; Linaceae.